Messenger RNA from Epinephelus fuscoguttatus (brown-marbled grouper), 1006 nucleotides. RefSeq names its product zonadhesin-like. Bases 53 to 1006 code for a protein of 317 amino acids. The record is from RefSeq and is a predicted model, not a curated record. The transcript is spliced from 2 exons. NCBI's taxonomy places the organism in Eukaryota, Metazoa, Chordata, Actinopteri, Perciformes, Serranidae.
CAACAGACCAGCAGCUCCUGAGUUCACUGAUCUUAAAUCACUGUUUUUCUAAAUGGAGUCUGGCUGUGAAGAGAGCAGCUCCCCAUCAGAGAGACCUGUCUCCCCCCAUCAGAGAGACCUGUCUCUCCCCAUCAGAGAGACCUGUCUCUCCCCAUCAGAGACCUGUCUCCCAUCAGAGAGACCUGUCUCUCCCCAUCAGAGAGACCUGUCUCUCCCCAUCAGAGACCUGUCUCCCAUCAGAGAGACUUGUCUCUCCCCAUCAGAGAGACCUGUCUCUCCCCAUCAGAGACCUGUCUCCCAUCAGAGAGACCUGUCUCUCCCCAUCAGAGAGACCUGUCUCUCCCCAUCAGAGACCUGUCUCCCAUCAGAGAGACUUGUCUCUCCCCAUCAGAGAGACCUGUCUCUCCCCAUCAGAGAGACUUGUCUCUCCCCAUCAGAGACCUGUCUCCCAUCAGAGAGACCUGUCUCUCCCCAUCAGAGACCUGUCUCCCAUCAGAGAGACUUGUCUCUCCCCAUCAGAGAGACCUGUCUCUCCCCAUCAGAGAGACUUGUCUCUCCCCAUCAGAGACCUGUCUCUCCCCAUCAGAGAGACCUGUCUCUCCCCAUCAGAGACCUGUCUCCCAUCAGAGAGACUUGUCUCUCCCCAUCAGAGAGACCUGUCUCUCCCCAUCAGAGAGACUUGUCUCUCCCCAUCAGAGACCUGUCUCUCCCCAUCAGAGACCUGUCUCCCAUCAGAGAGACUUGUCUCUCCCCAUCAGAGACUUGUCUCUCCCCAUCAGAGAGACCUGUCUCUCCCCAUCAGAGAGACUUGUCUCUCCCCAUCAGAGACCUGUCUCCCAUCAGAGAGACUUGUCUCCCCCCAUCAGAGACUUGUCUCUCCCCAUCAGAGAGACCUGUCUCUCCCCAUCAGAGAGACCUGUCUCUCCCCAUCAGAGAGACUUGUCUCUCCCCAUCAGAGAGACCUGUCUCAGGGCACCCAGCGGGCGUCCCAUGUACAGAGGGAUAG